Oncorhynchus masou masou (cherry salmon) is the source of this 3757-nucleotide messenger RNA. RefSeq names its product muscarinic acetylcholine receptor M3-like. The record is from RefSeq and is a predicted model, not a curated record. Bases 248 to 2122 code for a protein of 624 amino acids. Gene Ontology annotation, molecular function: G protein-coupled acetylcholine receptor activity; G protein-coupled serotonin receptor activity. Gene Ontology annotation, cellular component: dendrite; synapse; plasma membrane. The transcript is spliced from 3 exons. NCBI's taxonomy places the organism in Eukaryota, Metazoa, Chordata, Actinopteri, Salmoniformes, Salmonidae. Gene Ontology annotation, biological process: regulation of vascular associated smooth muscle contraction; G protein-coupled receptor signaling pathway, coupled to cyclic nucleotide second messenger; saliva secretion.
UUGGACUGACCUAUGAAACUGUGGCGAACUGUGGACUGCGUCCUUAUGCCAAAUAUAUCGUCCUCGGCUUUAUCCGUCAAUUAAUACCGUUGUUUGUAAGAGACACCAUGACCCAGUUGGAGGAUAAGCACUCACAAGUGGACGGCACAGAUACUAAAAUGGACGUCAUAGACGCUGAAAUGCACUCCACUGAAAGGUGACUUCCAGCCACUUCACCUUCCCAAACUUUUGAAUAUGCCAGGACUUCAUGAUGAGCUCCAACAGCACAGACCCUGGCCUCUACCUGACCAUCAGCUCCCCAGGAAUGGGCAUCAUCUACCCAGACACCAACACUCUCCACAGGGACCCCUGGCCAGAGCUAACCAGCCCGGAUGACAAGGACUCCUUCCUCAGUGGCCUCUUCAACCUCACAGGCUCGCUCAAUGAGACAGUGACCUCUCUGACCUACGACCCUCUGGGGGGUCACACAGUGUGGCAGGUGGUCCUCAUUGUCUUCCUCACUGGCCUCCUGUCCCUGGUCACCAUAAUUGGCAACAUCCUGGUGGUGGUAUCCUUCAAGGUCAACCGCCAGCUCAAGACUGUCAACAACUACUUCCUGCUCAGCUUGGCUGUGGCUGACCUCAUCAUCGGGGUCAUCUCCAUGAACCUUUACACCACCUACAUCAUCAUGGGCCAGUGGGCCCUGGGCAACUGGGCCUGUGACCUGUGGCUGGCUAUUGACUAUGUGGCCAGUAAUGCAUCCGUCAUGAACCUGCUGGUCAUCAGCUUUGACCGUUACUUCUCCAUCACCCGGCCCCUCACCUACCGCGCCAAGCGGACCACACGGCGGGCUGUCCUGAUGAUUGGCCUGGCCUGGUUCGUGUCCCUGGUCCUUUGGGCCCCAGCCAUCCUGUUCUGGCAGUACUUUGUGGGGGAGCGCACAGUGCCCCCUGAUAAGUGCUACAUCCAGUUCCUCUCAGAGCCCAUCAUUACAUUCUGCACCGCCAUGGCUGCCUUCUACCUGCCUGUCACUAUUAUGAGUGUGCUCUACUGGCGUAUCUACAGGGAGACACAGAACCGCGCGCAGGAGCUGGCUGGCCUGCAGGGCUCAGGGAGCCGAGGCAGGGGAGGGGAGAGGGCUCACUUCGUCCACCACCAGGCUGGUAGUGCCAGGAGCUGCAGCAGCUAUGAGCUGACCCAGUCGUCCCAGAGAAAGAGCCCUGGCCGGGCGCUGGCCGCACGCUUCCACUGCUGGCCCAUGAUGCGCUCCUGGAGGCCUGGCAGCACCCGGCCUGGGGAAGGGGACGCUGACCACAGCAGCAGCGACAGCUGGAACAACAACAAUGCCAGGCUGUCAGUGGACCACUCAGGCUCGUCUGAUGACGAGGAGGGAAACGGUAGAGGGAUGAUGCCUCAGGACCAUGCCAUCUUCUCCAUAGUCCUCAACCUGCCGGGGAUGAAGGCAGCCGUCAACUCCCACCUCACCUCCUGCGAGGACCUGGACCUAGCCUCAGAAGAGGACCCGCUAAGGGGGGAGGAGGACAGCCGGGAUGGCCUCUCUACCACCACCACUACUACCACCCCUGAUGGGGCCAACACAGACAACAGCAGCUACCACCAACGCUUCCCCUCCCGGAUAUCCAAAGUCCAGUCCAUGCCUGCCCUCCAGGCCACCAGAGUGGGGCCGCUCUCUGGCUCCUCUGCCACCACCACCAAAUCACCCUCGGCGCCCAUCUCCUUCAAAGACGCAGCUCUAGCCAAGAGAUUCGCCUCCAGGGCAAGGACGCAGAUCACCAAGCGCAAGCGCAUGUCUCUGGUGAAGGAGAAGAAGGCGGCACAGACCCUCAGCGCCAUCCUGUUUGCCUUCAUCAUCACAUGGACACCCUACAACAUCAUGGUGCUAGUCAACACCUUCUGUAAUGGCUGCAUCCCCGAGGCUCUGUGGGCGCUGGGCUACUGGCUGUGCUACGUCAACAGCACCGUCAACCCCAUGUGCUACGCUCUGUGCAACAAGACCUUCCGCACCACCUUCAAGAUGAUACUGCUCUGUCGCUGGGACCAGCGCAAGCGGCGGAGGAAGCAGCAGUUCCAGGAACGGCAGUCCGUAGUGUUCCACAGGAGAAUUCCUAAAGACUCAACGUAGCGGGAUAUAGACAGAGGAUGGAUGAGGCAUCCUAAAGGUUCUGUCUGUGGUUUUUAACUGCACAGAGAUUCCCAGGGAGGCGGCCAUAUUGUUGCUGUGGUGUCUGAUGUUCUCUGUGGAGCCACGACCUCCACAGUGACAUAUUCCUCUGUUUCUUCAAGAGAGCUCCCGUGGUGAAAGCUUCCUCUAGAUUGUUCCAGUUGUCAGCAUUUCAGAGAAGUGCAGCUGAAAGGACUGACAGUGAAAACCAAUAGAACAAGGGCUUAAAAUGCAAUGAGGGGACAAUUCAAAGUGCAAUUGAUACCUAGGAAGAUAAUAUGAUAUAAUAUGUGUUAUGGAUUUGGGGUUUUCCAUUUCUUACCAUUUUCUUCUCAGUGGUUGAGCUGUAUCGUGCAGAGCAGUUGGGGUUUUCUAAGUAAACUGUACAUCUGUUAUAUCGCAUUGAAAGCCAAGUCCAAAACAUUGUGCGUCAAUAGACUGCAUCGUAUUGAUUUUGAGCUCCCUUUUGGCUGAGCAAGAUGUUUUUGUUCUUUUUUACUCUGACUUCUGUACAUUGCCUUCAACUUGGUUAUAGCUUUCUUGUGUCUUAUAAAAUGAGAGAAUUUAAAACAAAACGGUGUCCUAUUUGUGACAACCGGUGUUUCAAAGUUGAUGGUUAUUUUUGUGUAAUAAAUUGGUCUAUAGAUUUUCGUCUAUAGAUUGUGAGCCAGUCUGAAAAUAUUUCUGAGUACCUCAGUGAGCUGGUAUUGUGUUCAAUGUGAGUUGUGGUUUACAUGCUGGAGACAGUAAGUGCAUCAAUUUAUUCAAUUGUUGUUAAUGUACCCGAGGUUUUUGAGUGAUGGUAAUAUGAUAUUUCUAACUUGAUACCUAAUGAUUAAUUGUACGCUAAAAAGAUUGGUCAUUAUGAAUUGUAAUGUUUUGAUUAUAUUUGAAAUAAUAUUUGAAAAGGUUUCUCCAUUUCUUCUCACUGGCUGUCCAAAUGUAAUUCCCUAAGUAAAAGAUUGGUCUGUGGUCUCUAGAUGAAGUCUCUAGCUCCUAGAGGAUUUAGCAGUGCCAGAGCAGCAUCUGCUGGAUGAAUAUAAUUCUACACUCUAGUAACUUCCAGCUUACUUCCAUCAGGUAAAUGCUGUUGUGGGUCCAUAAGACAGUGGGAGAUUCAGUUUUGGAUCAAAGUCUGUCCUCCAGUCCUCCGCCCUCCUCUCCUCGGUGACACAGAAACCGAAAAGUGGUAGGAGAGUUUCAAUUCAGAGGAUGCUCAGCUGUGUCCUUACACGGAAGAGUUUUGAAAUCUACCACACACCCUUUGAAACAGCAGUUGUUUUCUCAGAGGAGAAAAGCAUGCACACAUUUAAAAAAGGAUGUGUUACUUGUCCUUUCAUCUAUAAAAUGUCUAGUUCAACUCGCUACAUGUUUAACACUUUACACUGGUAUUUUGGGAUUCCACCUCUGUAAACAUUAUUUGCAUGAUGAUGCAUUAGAGAGAGGAGAGUCUCAUUUCAUAUCAGCGUCAUGUUUCCACAUUCUCAUCUUGCCUCCUCGCCUCAAUUCUCUAUGAGCUUUUUCUAAAUGAGGUGAGGAGAGGACAGAAGAGAGGAAUCUAGGAAAUCCACAGAGAUUCUCCCAAAGCUGAGAAUA